Physella acuta is the source of this 1176-nucleotide messenger RNA. Its product is annotated as protein mono-ADP-ribosyltransferase PARP14-like. The record is from RefSeq and is a predicted model, not a curated record. Gene Ontology annotation, molecular function: NAD+ poly-ADP-ribosyltransferase activity. Lineage: Eukaryota; Metazoa; Mollusca; Gastropoda; Physidae. Gene Ontology annotation, cellular component: nucleus.
GUUCACACAUAAAAGGAAUUUCCGUUUCUAUUUCUUUUUCCUAGAACUGACGUGGCUACGAAGUUCGAUAAAAUUUCACAUAAAAACCCAACAGCUCAGCGCAGUUUUUCCCCAGUGUCUGCCCACAUUGAGGUAACUACGCUUUGAGAAUUUGGACCAUCUAUUUGAUACUUCGUCUGUUAUCAGCUAGCAGUUAGAUAAGAGUUUGGAGUUUGGAGCUUACAGCUGUGACUAUUUGUAAAGAACAAUGGACUCAACCUCAAGAGGAACUGUCGGCUAUUUGUCUUAUGCAAAAGACAGGGAACCACAGUUCCCAACAAACUGGAGCCCAUAUCAACAGUCAUCUUUUCUUGUAGAUGUUGAUCAAUCCACUCAAUCGAUAAUCAGCGACCUAGUUGUGAGAACUUGGGACAGAGAACCAUACUACCUGGGAAGAGAUGCCGCAGGUUUGGACCGCAAUUCUAAAAUUUCCAUCACCAAAGUGGAGAGGAUUGAGAACAGGGCGCUGUACUCCGCUUACAGAAAUGCCAAGUUGAAGCUAAUGCAGGACCAGAUAGAUAAAAGGGGUAUCUGCACCCCCAUUGAAAGUUUGCCGAAUUCUGGCGGGGGUAUUCAGACGACAGAACUCCUGCCUAGCCAUUUUACGCAGAGUUUGUGCAGUGAGAUUAACGAGCAUUACCUGUUCCAUGGGACGACCUUCGACAGGAUUGGUGGACUGUCCAGUGGGGGUUUUAAAAUCAACAAGUCUGACCAGAAUGGGAUGGUUGGCCAGGGGAUCUACCAGGCGGAGAUGUCCCGGAAAGCUGAUCAAUAUGCCGAUCCUAAACAUGAGCGCAGUCCAGAUGGCUAUAGGUUGAAACUAAUCCUCAGUCGCACCUUGCUAGGAAAUGUCACUGUUCUUGACAGACCUGACAACUACUACCGACCGACCGGUCCCUUCAACUCAGUUGUAGCAAACAUCAAACAUAAGAUGUUCCGGGAGUUUGUCGUGUAUGAAGAUGGUCUGGUUUAUCCGGAGUACGUCGUCACCUACAAGCGGGUAUAGACAACACGUGAUCAUGUUAGACCUCUGUUGGCGACUCAAUGUUUGUUUUUGUUUCUGUUCGAUAUCUUAGUGUUUAGAUGUAUUGUAUCAAAAUAGUUUUAGAUGUUAUCGAAGAAUUUUAGUAUCGAACU